Messenger RNA from Hevea brasiliensis (rubber tree), 806 nucleotides. RefSeq lists its product as uncharacterized. The transcript has a single exon. NCBI's taxonomy places the organism in Eukaryota, Viridiplantae, Streptophyta, Magnoliopsida, Malpighiales, Euphorbiaceae. The record is from RefSeq and is a predicted model, not a curated record. The coding region runs from base 70 to 570 and encodes 166 amino acids.
UUCCUUAUGUAGCUAGCUUCUUCUAUUUAUAUCCCACGCCCACUUCUUUAUGUCGAAUGAAAUUCCAAAAUGGGAUAUCCGAAGAGAUCCAAGGAAGCUGUGCCUCGCUCUAGGCCUGACGGUAGGUGCAAGAAGCACCCAAAACACAAGCAGUCUCCUGGUGUUUGCUCCAUUUGUUUAAGCGAAAAACUCUCUCAGCUCUCAACUUCCUGCAGCUCACGUACUACCUCUUCUUAUAAUGCAAUGGAUUCCGUUUCUUCUUCUUCAUUAUCUUCUUAUUCCUCUUCCUCUUGCUCUUCUUCUUCGUCUCCAUUGCAUCUUUAUCGAUAUGGAAGGGAGGGGAAGGGAGCUUUAUCAUUCUUGUUGAAUGGCAAGAAUGUGCUCACUAGGAGUAGAUCAUUGGUUUUUGCUCCAAGAACCAGAGGCAAUAAAGACAGGAUCAGUGAUGAUAAAAAGAAAGGUGGGAUUUUGUCCAAGUUGCUACGUCCAAAAAAUAAGACGAUAGAGGAAGGUUUAUCGCACUCUAUGACUAUGAGAGAAAGGGUGAUGAGCAUCACUAGGGUCAAGUAGUUCUUGAAUUUUUUUUUUCCCUUACCACUUCUUUUCCACUUUUAUUAGAUUAGAAUUUAGUUGUUGGAUCAGUUUUACAACCAAAAAAAAAAAGAUAGAAGAAAUGAGUCAAUGAAAGAAUACGAUAGAUAAAGCAGAAAGAUGAAGCAUCAUGUAUUAAUCUUGUAUAUGGAGAAAAUUUUCAGUUCCUGUAAUUGAGUAAUUCUAUUUGAACUAAUGAUAUCAGUUAAUCAUAA